Molecule: messenger RNA, 4718 nt
Organism: Daphnia pulicaria
Lineage: Eukaryota; Metazoa; Arthropoda; Branchiopoda; Diplostraca; Daphniidae
Product: GRB10-interacting GYF protein 2-like
Exons: 11
Coding region: 166-4656 (1496 amino acids)
Molecular function (GO): protein binding
Source: RefSeq, a predicted model, not a curated record
UCCUCCCCCCUGGUAUCCGACAUCUUGUAAAGCUAUCGCUGCUCUAGUGCGUUGGUUGAUAAUUAUAAACCCCUCUCUACCCGAAAAGAAUAUUAAAAAUCUUAAUUCUCGCUUCUGCUGAAAUAUUUCUGGAUUCGUCCGAGAGCGAAAUCGCAUACGCAAAUCAUGAGUACUACCACUGCAAAACCCUUGAAGAUGAGUGACACUGCCCUAAAGUUCGGACCUGAAUGGCUCAGAGCUUUAUCUCACGGAGACACUGCAGUAUCCCCACCACCCAGUCCCAGCCUUGGAGCACCUCGAUACAAGCUGGCUCAACACCGGUACGGAAGAGAAGAAAUGCUAGCCCUUUAUGACAAAAUGAUGAAGGCCCCCGAUGACUUAACCACAGCCCCACCAAUCUACAUUGAAAAGACACAAACUCCCCUUGCACUUAUUCAAAUGUCUGACGAAGAGAUGCGUAUGUGGCAGCGAGGAGUCAACAGUGAUGUUGUCCUAAAACAGAUGGGUCGAACUGCUGGUCCACCCGUUGGAGGCAGUGGGCCACCGGUGGGAGCUGGAGCUUCUCGAGGCCGAGGCGGAGGAAGUAUGGAUCGUGGAAGAGGAAGAGCUCGCGGCGUUGGUUCAGCAGUCGGAGCGUACAAUCGUGGAACGAGUUAUGAAGAUGGAGGAGAUCCAGGAGAUCAUGGGACUCGCAGAGAAGGUCCACCGACAGGUUAUGGAAGAGGAACUACUCGGCCUUUCGAGCGAUCCCAGAGCUCCUCUGAACGGGUUUGGAUCGAGCGACCCGAGAGAAAUGGUGGCGGUGCCGAGUCAGAGACGUGGAACGGCUCUACUAGUCCACGUAAAGAAUUUGGCACUGCCCGCCAAGCCGCCGGCGACAAUAAUUGGCGGUCGCGUGAGGCCAUGAGAGAACGCGCUGAACGGGCCGAGAACAAAGAAGAGGAAGAUGGUUGGCGAACUGCUGGUCGUGGAGAACGUUGGGGUCGAACUGGCUGGCGUUCUGAACGUGAAGGUGGGGAACGUGAUCCACCGGGUGGUGAGAAACGAGAUCCGUGGGUAGAAGGUAGUAAUAAUAGUGGCGGAGGAGGAGUUGGCGGCGGCGGCGGAGGAACUGGAGAACGUUCAGAAAGAGUCCAUCGCACUUGGGACGAUGAUGGCCGUCCAACGGGUAGUGCUGGCUACUACUCUAAUAGCAGUAGGGGUGGUAGAGGCGGGCACCAUCCCAAUCGGCGGGGUUGGGAUGAAAACGACUCACUUCCCGAGUGGGUCGCGGAAGAACAUUUACAAGGGGGAGGAACGUUUGACUCUUCCGGCGCUUUCCGCGACGAAAGGUGGUCAGACGAGGAUGACGGUGAAGGCAAGAAGAGACGCGUGUUGCGGAAGAGAGCCGAACCGUCUCACGACGGAGGUGUUGGGGAUGAAGACGGUGGCCCUGUCACGGUCGAUUCCCCUUCCAAGGACAACGUUAAAGACUCACAAAUCCACGAUGAACAACCGGCAGCUUCUCCUCCGGCUGCCGUCACUCCUGUCCAGGUUGCCGCCCAUCAAAUCUCCGCCACUUCCGCCGCUGCCGCCACCGUUGUCAAUUCAAGUCCUCCCGUCCUCCGUGGUCCUAGUCCUGAGUCCUCAUCAAUGUUAUCUCAGCCCAAUCUGCGUGUGGACGAGGACGGCCUGGAACACGCUCAAGCGGUCGUGUCGACGCUGGUGGCUCAGUUGGUGGAAGACGAAGACCAACCGAAACCAUCGCCGAGUCCGCCAAACCCUCAACUGAACUUAAGCAUGGAUCAAUGGUUUUACAGAGAUCCACAGGGUGAAGUGCAAGGUCCGUUUGCGACGGCCGAAAUGAGCGAAUGGUUCAAUAGCGGUUAUUUCACCAUGGCGUUGAGUGUCCGACGUGCCUGUGACGAACGUUACGCUCAAUUGGGCGAACUGACGAAGAUGUGGGGCCGUCUGCCCUUCAUGCCUGGCCCUCCCAUCCCGCCUAUGAAGAACUCUGACCUGCAUCCGCUGGUGUCGGCCGAGCAGGAGAAGCUGCAGAUGCUCCAACAGCAACUCAUCCAGCAGCAAAUGUUCCAGCAGCAAAUGAUGCAGCAGCAGCACAUGCUCAGGCAACAGACGAUCAUUGCCAAAUUGUCGCAGAUGGAAGGCUGGAACACGCUGUCGCCCAUCCAGCAGCAGCAGGUGGUUAACCAGCACAUGGCUAACAUGCCGCAUCCACUCCCGGGUGAUCCUGUCCUCCAGCAAUUGCGGCUCCAGAUGGAGGCCCAAGCUAAACUCCAAGCUGAAAUGAUUCAGCUUCAGCGCAGCAAAGAACAGCAUCAGCAGCAGCAGCAGCAGCAGCAACAACAACAGCAGCAGUCUGUGCACUCUUUAGUCAACCAUCUCAGCCAGCAGCAUCAUCAGCAACCGCAAGCAGUAUUAGAGCAGCCAGCUCUUGCCAACAAUCCCAACAACCUGAUGAAGUCUCAUGAUCCGAUUCAGGCGUUUAUCCAGCAGUUGCUGGGGCAAUCGAAAUCGCCCCCGGCCGUCGUUUCGAAACCUCCUACCAGCUCCAUCAUGAAUAACCCUAAACCACAAGAAGCCCAGGUUGUCCUGGAUCCCAUCCAAAGUCUCAUUCAACAAGCUCAAUGGAACGCCAAUCAUGUAGCGGCCCAAAGUGUUGGUGGAACCAUCGUUGAUCCAGUGAUGGGCAAUCACGUGGCGCCGGGCUUCCAUGGACUGCCUCCUGGCGUCGGUGUUCCCUGGCACAAUCACUCUGCGCUCUUCCAGGCCGGUCCUGCAGAGCUUCAGCCGCCCAUGACGUCCGUUUGGGAUCUUGAAAGCGCCAAGGUCGAGGAAGCAAAGCGCCAAAUGGAGCAACAACAUCAACAGCAAAUGGCCGCCGAAAUGCACCGCAGGGAGAUGGAGGAGAAGCGGAUGAAAGAGGAGGAAGAAGAACGUCGACGACGACUUGAAAUUCAAGAGAGGGAGGAAGAGAGGAUGAGGAUAGAAGAGAUGCGAAGGGAGACGGAACGACAGCAGCAAGCGGAAGAGAUGAGGAGGAGAGAGCUGGCGCAACAACAGCAGCAGCAACAACAGCAAAUGCAAGCCAUGGAAGAGAAGCGGCGGCGCGAGGAGGAGAAGCGCAAACGAGAGGAAGAGUUGAAACAACAGCAACUGGAAGAGGAAAGGAUCCGGCGAGAAGAAGAAAGGAUCCGGAAAGAGGAGGAGAAGGCGGCCGAACAACACCGCCGCCAACAGGAAGCCCUUCAGAGGCUUCAGGAGCAGCAAGCCGUGGCUCAGGCUCAGGCUAGAGUGGCCGCCCAGCAAGCGGCUGCUGCAGCCGCCGCCGCCGCUCAACAACAGGCGCAGGCUCAAGCUCAGGCUAAAGCUGCUCAGGCCAUGAUGGCUCCGUGGGCCCAACAACAGCAGCAGCAGCAACAACAGCAACAGCAAACCGGUGAAUCGCUGAGCAUGGCUGAAAUUCAAAAGUUGCAGGAAGAAAAGGAAGCCAAAGAAAGGGCAAUCGCCCAGGCCCAAAAGGCCGAGCAGGCGGCUCGUGCGGCCGCUCUUUUACAGCAGCAACAACAGCAAGCGGCCAUUAAGCUCCGCUGGGCCAAACAAAACACUCCGACCCCAUCCAACGCCAAGUCUCUGGCCGAGAUCCAGGCCGAGGAGGCAGCUCAACUUGCCCAGCAAAAGGAGAAGGAAGCCAAAGAAAAGGCCAACCAGCAGGUGAACAUGGCGCACCUGAAUCUGGCGGCAGCCAGCGCUUGGGGGUCAUCGCACCACAGUAAUUCGGCUUGGAGUUCUGGCCGGACUGUUGCCGCUGUUGUGGCCCAACAGCAACCCCCACCACCUCCCCCUUCGGCGGCGGCGGCGGUGGCGGCGGCCACUACCACCGCCAAAACCAAUCAUUCCACCACCACGAAUGCCGACUGGAAAAUUGGCCUGACGGUUGGUUUCUGGGAGGAUCCAACCCCUCCACCUCCAAAGGCCACGAGCAAACCGGCUCAGCAGCAAGCGGCGGCCAAGUCUGCUGGCGGCGGUGGUGGCAAGUCCGCUGCGGCGGCUGCGGCGUCCAAGCAGCCGCAACAACAAGCAGCGGGAGCUAAGCAACAACAACAACCGGCCACUUCCAAAACGUCGGGUUCGACGACGACGGCGGCGGCGUCGAACAACAAGAACCGCAGUAAUAAGGAGGAAGAAGCGGUUCGCAAGCUGUUUAAUCAAACUGCCGCCGCCGCCGCUGAAAAGAAGGAUAGUUUUAGUCAGUGGUGUUUUGAGUACCUGAAGAAAGUCCAGGCACAGAUUGAUGUGCCCACAUUUGUCGCCUUUCUCAAGGACGUGGAAUCUCCAUUUGAAGUCCAGGAGUAUGUUCGCUUGUAUCUUGGCGAGGGCAAAGACGCCAAAGAGUUCGCCAAGCAAUUCCUUGAUCAACGUUCUCGUUGGCGCCAGAUGCAAAGAAACGUCCAGCAAUACGAAGAGGACAACAUGUGCAUCCCGGCCAAAGCCAUAAAUCCGGGACAAUCAUCUGACUUCCAUGAAGUUAAAUCUAAAUCCAAGAAGUCUAAGAAGAAGAUGCAGAAAGUGGAUGCCAGUUUGUUGGGAUUCAGCGUUUCUGCUUCGACGGAUCGCAUCAACGUCGGUGAGCGCGAUUUCGUGGACGGCAUGUGAAUCAUUGUUAAAGAAAGCCAAAAAAAAAAGAUAAAAUCAACGACCACACGACAAGAGACGAG